Molecule: messenger RNA, 330 nt
Organism: Diatraea saccharalis (sugarcane borer)
Lineage: Eukaryota; Metazoa; Arthropoda; Insecta; Lepidoptera; Crambidae
Source: the annotation of a GenBank genome assembly
AUGAAUUUUAAUUUUUCAUCGUCGUCAACAGAAGAAACUGAAACCGAAGAUAUCUCUAUUCCUGCAGAAUGGAAUACAGUGGUGUCUGAAUCAGGAAUAUCUUUUGAGGACUUUGUUAUGUGCGAUGAUGGAGUUAUGACUGCUGGGACAUUAACUGCUGACGAAAUUAUCAAUUCAGUAGCUCAGAAAAUCGAUACUAAUGAUUUAGAUGACAUAGAAAACUCGAAUAAUACUACAUGCGCUCCAUGGGUUUCCAUCAAAGAGGCAAGAACAGCAUUGAAUACUUUACGGAAUUUUAUAGAGCAAACCAGCAACUUUGAAGAAAAAUAA